AUGAGUGAUGAUGCGUUAUUCGCUUGGGAUUGCGAAACGUAUUCAGAAAAAGACACGCGAAGAGCAAUUCCUUAUGCCUGCACUUUAAUUAAUUUAGAAAAACUAAGGAAAAUGUUAAACAGAAUAAAUAAUCUCUUUCCAGAUUUAAAGUCGUCAGAUCCCAUUCCAGAAGAAUUUUAUGAUAAACUAAUGAAUGUAGUAGAAAUAUUUGUAGGUACAGAUUGCAUCGAUCAAAUGUUAAUUUCUCAUAACGGCAGUGGAUUCGACAACUGGAUCAUGCUUAAAAAUGCAAAAAAACUAACGCAUUGCCCUUUAAAAACACCCAGAGGAAUUCUAUCUUUUCCUUUAUCUAAUCCAUACACGGAUGAAGAUUUACAGAAAAAAUGGAAAAGACAGAAAGAAAUAAAGGGUAAUUAUUUACAACAUAUUAAUUUCACGUCUUCCUAUCAACACGAAUCCUCUAGUUUGACUGCAUGGGGAAAUUCUUCCAAUCUUCCCGCGAAUUUGAGAAAGAUUGCCGACGUAGAUAUCGCUAAAUACACGCAAGACAACUGGGAGGAAUUGAGACACGAAUGGGAACCUUACGCCAAGAGAGACACUCUCUGUUUGGGAGCUUGUUUGAUAAAAUACAACCAAGUCACGAAAGAAGUUGUAAACCAGAAUAUGUCCAAUAAUCUUACGGCUCCAUCUUUAUCUUUAAAGGGAUGGUAUUAUUUAUAUCAUUACGAUAAAGAAAUGGUGGAAGAAGAAUGGUAUGAAACUACCGAAUGGUUGCUAAACAUACCGAAAAAGAAAAUAUAG
Molecule: messenger RNA, 801 nt
Organism: Lottia gigantea (owl limpet)
Lineage: Eukaryota; Metazoa; Mollusca; Gastropoda; Lottiidae
Exons: 1
Coding region: 1-801 (266 amino acids)
Molecular function (GO): nucleic acid binding
Source: RefSeq, a predicted model, not a curated record